This is a messenger RNA of Beta vulgaris subsp. vulgaris (sugar beet), 2251 nucleotides long. RefSeq names its product aspartic proteinase. The transcript is spliced from 14 exons. The record is from RefSeq and is a predicted model, not a curated record. Gene Ontology annotation, molecular function: aspartic-type endopeptidase activity. The coding region runs from base 475 to 1986 and encodes 503 amino acids. Gene Ontology annotation, biological process: proteolysis; lipid metabolic process. NCBI's taxonomy places the organism in Eukaryota, Viridiplantae, Streptophyta, Magnoliopsida, Caryophyllales, Amaranthaceae.
AAAUUUCGAAUUUGAGACAAGGGAAAAAAUAUGUUUUGCUAAAUUUGUCAAUUUGAAGCUGGCGUCCGCUCCUGCAGUGUACAACCAUGGAAGACGCCAUAAAAUACGAGGAGAGAGAAUCUGAACUAUCACACAUUCACACUGACCAGUGAAACCAACACUUGAAACCCAGAUGAUUACUUUACAAAUUCUUCUUUGGAGUUUUGUUUUUGAUAGUGUUGUCUUCAGAUAGACCCUUCCUCUUCAGGAAAUUGCUUGGUGAUUUCGCUAAUUUGAUAUAUUCUGAAAAUGAAUUAUUGGCUGCAUUUGUUACUUUAUCAGAAACACAACAAAAUAGAAACCUGUUGAGUCUAGUUCACAGUAUAAAAGUUGUUGGGUUUUCACCUCUCAACUCUCAACUUUCAAGCUCUACUUUCCCUGCUUUAGCUUGUGGCUCAAGCCUCAAGUUCCAGAUUGUUACUCGUUUGGUAAAGAAUGGAGUAUACAGAGAGGAUGGGAAGCAGAACUCGUAUGAUCUUGGUUGUAUGGUUUUGUUCAUGGACUUUGUCAUCUUCUAUGGUUGCAAGCGCUGAUGUGUGGACACGAAUAGAGCUAAAGAAGCGGCCAUUAGACUUGACGAGAGUUACUGCUAAAGGCUUUAAUGUUAAACGUGAUCAUAAGGAUCUAAAUUCUGCCAUUGUUUAUUUGAAAAAUUUUAUGAAUAUUCAAUAUUAUGGGGAGAUUGGCAUUGGCACCCCUCCCCAAAAGUUCAAUGUGGUCUUUGAUACUGGUAGCUCAAACCUUUGGGUUCCAUCAUCUACAUGCUUCUUUUCGAUUGCUUGCUACUUUCAUAACAGUUACAGGUCAAAGCUGUCGACGACAUACACCAAGAUUGGCAAACUUUGCAAGAUUCCUCAUGGUUCUGGAUUUAUUUCGGGAUUCUUUAGCCAAGAUAAUGUUAAAGUUGGUGGUCUUCUUGUCAAAGAUCAGGUGUUUGUUGAAGCAGAGAUUGAAAGAUCUUUAGAUCUCAUACUUAUGGACUAUGAUGGGAUAGUUGGUUUAGGAUUCCAGGAUAUGUCUGUUGGGGAUGUUCCGCCACUAUGGUACAAUAUGGUGCAGCAGGGACUUUUUAGCAGGCAAAUCUUUUCUCUCUGGCUGAAUCAGGACCCAGAAGAUAAAGAGCUUGGUGGUGAAAUUGUUUUCGGUGGAACCGACUGGAGACAUCAUCAGGGCGAUCAUACUUAUGUUUCAGUGGCUGAUAAUGGUUACUGGCAGAUAGAAGUAAAGGAUCUUCACAUAGGAAGCUGCUCAACAGGUCUAUGUUUGGAUGGCUGUGCUGCUAUUCUUGAUUCUGGGACCUCACUACUUGCUGGUCCAGCAAUGGCUGUGGAUAGAAUUCACCAUGCCAUUGGAGCAGAAGGAAUAGUCAGUUUGAAAUGUAAAACUGUUGUUUCGAAGUAUGGGACCCGAAUAUGGGAUCGUCUAAUAUCAGGGUUAGAACCAGAAAAAAUUUGUUCAGACAUCGGCUUGUGCAUAUAUAAUAACUCAUCCUCAGGGCAUAUGAGUGGAAAAAAUGGAACAUUUUUUAAUGGAAAAUUCGAGGAAGAGUCAAACACAUCAUUUUGUGGUUUCUGUGAGAUGGCAGUAAUCUGGGUACAAGUGCAAAUAAAAGAAAGGAAAGCAAAGGGAAAUAUAUUCAAAUAUAUGAAUAAGCUGUGUGAGGAAAUUCCAAAUCCCGGGCAAAAAUUGUUCGUUGACUGCGAGAAAAUUGGAGACAUGCCACCUAUUUCAUUCAACAUUGGGGACCAAGCCUUUCCUCUCAUGCCAGAGCAGUACAUCCUUAAAGUAAAAGAAGGUUGUUCAAAUGUGUGUUUUUCUGGGAUUGUUGCUAUGGAAGUGCCUCCUCCACAAGGGCCACUUUGGAUUCUUGGUAACAUCUUCUUGGGAGCUUAUCACACAAUCUUCGACUUUGGGAAUCUCCAAGUAGGAUUCGCCAAAGCUGCUUAAUACCAUCUGCUGUUCAUCCAUAUUUUGUACUCCUAUAAAAGUUUCACCAAGAGUUUGUUGAUGUAGUUUGUAAUACAACUUUGAAAGCUCAAUUAGCAGCUCAUUUGAGUUCGGCUAAGAUUCCCUUAUUUAAUAUAUGAGUCAAGUUUGUACAAGUUCUAAAGCUCAUUUGAUAAUAAGCAUGAACUUAUCACAUAUACAUUCCUGUAUAAGUUCAUGAACAUGUUUAUAUAUGGUUAUGAACAAUUCAAUUUUUUUGUUUAAA